CGGAAAGUGAAACUGGGCACAGCCCCCGUAUAAGAUGCCCCUGACCCGGGAGAUGGCUGAUCAAAGAGACUGGGCCCUGCCAUGGGCCAGAAGGCAGGCGACCUUGGCUGGCGGCUCAGCCUUUUGCUGCUCUCCCUGCUCCUGGUUCGAGCUGGUGUCUGGGGAUUCCCGAGGCCCCCAGGGAGGCUGCCCCUGAGCCUGCAGGAGUUGCGGGAGGAGUUCAAGGUCAGCCUGCAUCUUGCCAGGAAGCUGCUCUCCGAGGUUCGGGCCCAGGCCCACCGUUUUGCUGAAUCUCACUUGCCAGGAGUGAACCUGGACCUCCUGCCCCUGGGAGGGCAGCUCCCCAAUGUUUCCCUGAACUUCCAGGCCUGGCGCAGCCUCUCUGACCCAGAGAGGCUGUUAUUCCUCUCCAUGACACUUCGCCCCUUCCAAGCCCUCUUGGGAGGACUGGGCAGCCAAGGGAUCUGGGCCAACGCAGAGAGGAAGCAGCUGUGGGCCAUGAGUUUGGAUCUCCGAGACUUGCAGCGGCAUCUUCACUUCCAGGUGCUGGCUGCAGGAUUCAACCUCCCUGAGGAGGAGGAGGUAGAGGAAGAGGAGGAGGAGGAGAAGAAGGGCAAAGGGCUGCUCCCAGGGACCCUGGGCAGCCCCUCACAGAUGUCAGCCCAGGUGUCCUGGCCCCAGCUCAUCUACACCUACCAGUUGCUACACUCCUUGGAGCUUGUCUUGUCUCGGGCCAUGCGGGACUUGCUGCUGCUUUCCCAGGCUAAAAACCCAGUCCAGGCCUCGGGUGUCCAACACUGGCUGGCUCCCCAGCCUGAUGGCGUGGUUUCUUAGCCCCUUCCCUCUCUGGUUAGG
This is a messenger RNA of Phyllostomus hastatus (greater spear-nosed bat), 855 nucleotides long. It is a transcript of the gene IL27, whose product is annotated as interleukin 27. The transcript is spliced from 5 exons. The coding region runs from base 82 to 834 and encodes 250 amino acids. The record is from RefSeq and is a predicted model, not a curated record. NCBI's taxonomy places the organism in Eukaryota, Metazoa, Chordata, Mammalia, Chiroptera, Phyllostomidae. Gene Ontology annotation, biological process: regulation of T cell proliferation; regulation of T-helper 1 cell differentiation. Gene Ontology annotation, molecular function: interleukin-27 receptor binding.